Molecule: messenger RNA, 8260 nt
Organism: Pararge aegeria (speckled wood butterfly)
Lineage: Eukaryota; Metazoa; Arthropoda; Insecta; Lepidoptera; Nymphalidae
Gene: step
Product: cytohesin-1
Exons: 8
Coding region: 702-1892 (396 amino acids)
Biological process (GO): regulation of ARF protein signal transduction
Molecular function (GO): guanyl-nucleotide exchange factor activity
Source: RefSeq, a predicted model, not a curated record
GAUAUUAGAAUUUUAGAUGUUUCCUAUUUCAUAGACAUCUUACGCCUUCUGUGAUUAUUCAUAUUUUGAUCAGCUAGCAUCGAUUUCAAAUCUGAACCAAUAAUAAAUUUUCGUCACUUUCUCCUUAAGUGCCUAAUUAUUCAAUUGGUUCAGGUGCUUGCCUUUUCAAACUGUAUAUUACUAUUGUUCUUGUAUUUUACCGUUUUUAUUGGCUUAUUCUGAAAUAUGGCAUUCCCCUAACUGGACAAUGGUCGCAAUUCAUCGGUGUUAUCUAUCACAUAUCCUCUCUGACUUCCGGUGCGUUGCUCACAGUUAUGAUAACAAGUGCCAAUGUACAAACGCUUUAGCACUGCAAAACAAAUUAUUAAAAAAAUAAUAAUUACGUAUUUCCUUUAGGCAUUGUUUGAUUAAAUUGAUUGACCAAUUCAUUUUGCUUUAACUUGUUAAAAAUACAAUUCAUGUAAAUAUUCCAGAGCGCUAUUUGAGUUUUAUUGAUGUAAAUAAAUAAUGCAAUUCGUAUAAAAAUAUUAUUAGGCAGCGACAAUCUACAUUCAGAGUAAAGAGGAAGAGGUGAUUGUCGCAAACGUAAACGUGUAGACAGAUAAGCGGCUACGUAUAGUUGUCGCGGUGCCAAACGUUGGCGCUCGCGGCUCUUCACUUUCAGUCGAGUGCGUUCCUUAGUGGGAAGUGUAUGGCGCGCGAUGUGCUUGCAUGUUCGGCUGCUCUGCGGUGCGCUCUGGUGGCCGGUGCUGAUGCGCUGCGCACGCGCCGCGCGCACCUAUGACGACGAUUACGACCAGCAACUCAAAGAUGAGCUCGGCGAGGUGGUGGCCGAGUUGGAGGCACUCGACGGGCAGGAGGAAUGCAAGCAGAACAGUAAAGCCAAACAGAUGAGCAUAGGCAGAAAGAAAUUUAAUAUGGAUCCUAAGAAAGGCAUUGAAUACCUUUAUGAAAAUGGGUUAUUACAAAGGACGGCCGAGGACGUGGCCCAGUUUUUACACAAGGGUGAAGGGUUAAGUAAAACGGCGAUAGGGGAUUACCUCGGCGAGCGGUCGGAGUUCAACGAGGCGGUACUCCGGGCCUUUGUGGAACUGCACGACUUCACUGAUUUGAUACUUGUGCAGGCAUUAAGGCAAUUCCUAUGGAGUUUUCGAUUGCCUGGCGAAGCACAAAAGAUCGACCGCAUGAUGGAGAGCUUUGCUCAACGCUACUGCCAACUGAACCCCGACAUAUUUACGAACGCGGACACGUGCUACGUGCUCAGUUUCGCGAUAAUAAUGCUCAACACAUCGCUUCAUAACCCCAGUGUGAAGGACAAGCCCACGCCUGAGCAGUUCGUCGCGAUGAACCGCGGCAUCAACAACGGCGGCGAUCUACCUCAAGAAUUGCUCUUGUCUUUAUACGAGUCGAUAAAGACGGAGCCGUUCAAAAUCCCAGAGGACGACGGUAAUGAUCUCAUGCAUACCUUCUUUAACCCGGAUAAAGAGGGUUGGCUUUGGAAACAGGGGGGCAGAUACAAAUCAUGGAAGAGAAGAUGGUUCAUACUUAACGACAACUGCCUUUAUUACUUCGAGUACACGACAGACAAGGAGCCUCGGGGCAUCAUUCCAUUAGAAAAUAUUUCUGUACGCGCAGCGAGUGAUCGACAGCGGCCGCACUGCCUCGAGUUAUAUGCGAGCGGAGGUGCUGAUCUCAUCAAGGCGUGCAAGACUGACUCUGAAGGGAAAGUCGUAGAGGGCAAGCACACUGUAUACAGAAUGUCUGCAUCGACGGCGGAGGAACGCGACGAAUGGAUCGAAUGUCUUCGGCGUUCUAUCAGUCACAACCCGUUCUACGACAUGUUGGCGCAGCGCAAAAAGAAAGCACAGCACAACCACAGCUCCGCGCACUAGAUAGAAGCCAUAUCACGGGUACACUCUACAAACAAAUCUAUACUCUACUUUUUUAACCUGUCUUAUAGUGUAAUUUUUUUUAUAAAUUAGUUUUUUAGUGUAAAGUAUAACAUUUGCGCCUCCCUUUCAAGGGAAUUGACCUCGAUUCCCGCUAUAUCUAUAUCUUGAUAACCUCUAACUUUUCGGAGCUAUGUGCACUUUAAGAAAUGAAAUAUGACUUGCUUUAACGGUGAAGGAAAACAUCGUAAGGUAACUUGCAUGGUAAUUUCCGCUCUAACGGCCUUCCAAUUCUGAGUGGAGACCUGUGUAUAUGUGUGUAGUGCGCCGGUAAUUUUAAAAUAGAAAAAAAAAUAGAAAUGUGUUUUAAUGACACAAAGAUAUGUACAUGAAGGUUUCUUUUAUUUCUUUUUUUAAAUAUACUUUGCACUAAAACCAUUAUAGGACAGGUAAGAAAAACUUUACUAUGCGAAUCUAUGUACAUAAGGUACAGCACAGUACACCUUACAUAUUCACCUAUCUGCAGUUCGCACGAUCUUAUUUGGCUGGGUUUAAGUUGGUUUACCAAUAUGCCACCAUAUACAAACCUCAGAUUACAAUAUAAUUCCAAUACGGUGUCUCACUCCUGACUUCAGUCCGGCCAACUUGGAUCGCGGUUGCUGAAUAAUACAGAUACAUGAAAACUCGCCCGCAAUUGUAGUCGUUUUUGAGUAUCGAAAUAAGAAAGAAUGCGAUGAAAGGACGGAUCCUACACAUCCUUUAUUUACUUUAGCGACUCUAUUUAGACGAUGUCGACAUUUACAACGAGAUCAUACGAGCCAAACUACUUUUGUUGUUUAUACCGUAGUACUGUAUAAAUACUUAGACGUCAAAGCAAAAUAGACCUUAUGGUCAUAAAUUUAAACUCUUCCGAUUCUCAUUUUACAAAGCUAAUUGAUUCCGCUAAAAGUGCUGACUGUAACAGAAUGAAAGGAAAGAAAAACAAUGUGAAUUAGAUACAUUUUGCUCUUACGUUUAAGUGUUCUCAUACGUGAAAACCUGAAAACGACUACAACAUGCCAAUUUCUUACUAAGGUUUCGGCUAACGGGAUCAGCCAUUUAAACAUGGAAUAUAUAAAGGGCAAUAGUCCUUACAUCUAUGGAGGAGGAGAAUGAUUAUUAUUAUUUAUUAGAAAUACACACUGGUAUAAUCAAUUUGUGAUAUUAAGUUGAUCGCAUAUUACCAGACGUGCGAAUUGAAAUUUUAAUCAGCCACGUGCAAUUAUAUUAUGCUGUAAUGUGCGAUCAGCUUUAAUUGAUUUUAUAAGCACUAUACGAUUAAAUUACUAACAGAUGUAAGUUUAAAGACAGACGGAAAUUCGCGGCAAUAAAGUGUGUACUCCAUUUCGAGCUUUCACUUCACGAAUAUCAAAUCUAUUUGUUACUUGUUUAUACUUGUCUCGAAAUGUAAUACUUUUCAAAAAGUUUUAGUUUUGUUAUAUGUAAAAAAAACAUUAAUUUUUUUUUCGAUUAAAUAUUAUAACAUUUUAAGACAGCUUAGAAGAAACGGUCUAUAGAGUUACGUGGGCCUAUACGUCUCCGGUUUAGUAAUGUCGGGGGCUCUUUAUUUCACACAAUUCUCGAUGUUAAAUGCACUAAAAGAAGCGUUUUAUACAAUCACAAUUUUACACGCUUUUCUUUUUAAGAGCAUGCAACUAUGUAAGAACCUAAAAUACGCUGUAGGUAACUGGACCAGCCACAGUAGCGAUGAAUGUGUAUUUUCUAUUAGAAUAAGUUGUUUUAAAUUGACUAAAGGUGCGAAUAUGAAAUUUACCGUCUAUCUUUUUUCAUAUAUCUGUGCUACUGUGACUUCUUUAAUAACGAAACAUUAAAAUCAUACAGCCUAAAAUAUCAAACUAGGUGAAUAAGUGUAAAAUUAAGUUUAAGCUUUAAGAUUCAAAACACCAAUAUUGUUGAAUCGUAAUAUUAAAAAAAAAACGUGCGAUCAUACGAAGGAUAAAAGCCUUGGUUUUUCUAUAAUCUGAAACAGCAAAGAAAUAGACAAAACGGACAAACUACAGUAAUGUUGUUAUUAUUAUAUCGGUAAAGAGUGUAUGGUUGUUUAUACCUUAAAGAAAAUAAUUAAGAUAUAUGUAAAUAUUAUGUUAUGGGUAUCGGAGUAUCGCGCGUUAUACACAUAUAAAUCAUUAGUAGGGUGAUGUAUUUCUUCAUAAGCAAUAGAACCAAUGGGUAUAAUAGUUAUUGGGGAUUCACUACAAAAACUAUAUAUUGGUAUAGGUUUUGCGUGAUUUUUAAUCAUGGUCAUAAUGUAUCGGGAACAUAACAGUAAUUUCAUUAACUCUCCACCCGGUACCCCCGUAGUACAAGAUUUUUUCGCUCGCAAACGAGAAAUCGUUUUCGAGUAUUGAAUUAUUAGAAAGCCAGAGUAAAAUGAAAUUAACGCACAUGGUUUUAAAGGUUCACAAUUCUACAGAUGGUGUCACUUGCAGAAAGUUUGUAAAAUAAAAAUUAGCAGUAUAGAAUUUGCGACUUUAAAACGAGUGACAUUAAGUUCAUUUUAUUUUGACGGUAUAGUAUAAUGGUACACGAAAGCGCCUUCACAUUAAGGAACGUGAACUAAGGACGUGGAAUGACAGGUUUUACGUAUUGGGUAAGGAUUUAAGGACCUUUACAGACAUCGAAAUAUUCAAGGUGCAGACGUCCAUUUGUGUAGCUUAUCGUUUAAUUGUUACAGAUCAAAUCCGAUUCUAAAUAAAAAUAAAGAUAAAAUAAAGAUUCUUCACUUCAUUUCACUUCAACCACAUGUACAUAGUAAAUAAUUCAAUGAAUUCGCUUCUGUACAACAAGAUGUAACAAUCAUAAACAGAAAUUGACAGCAACUCACUCACUCACUAUAAUCUCGACUAUAAAACCACCGUUAUUACUUAGAAUCAUUAUUUAUAUUGUGUAAAAACAACGGAUGAAAUAAAAACUUCAAUUAGUAAAACAAUAAUGCAUCGGAUUUAAUUUGUUACAAUGUGACGUUACUUGAAUAAAAUUGUGAUAUUUACAACCACGAUACUCAAUAGUGAUUGAAUAUUAGUAGCAAUACAAUACGUUAAUUAAUCAAGAACUUAUCGUCGAUGGUCGUUGUUAAAAUUGUUGUCCAUGUAAAUAACGAAGUAAGACUGAAUUGUGUGUAACAUUCGUCCGAUUAUCGAUUAUUUCGUAAAAAUACUUGUUUUAAAGAUAAAAAGAUGCACCGAACCUUGUUAGGUUCGGUUAAAUAAAUAAUAAUAUACAUUUACAUCAUACAUUUCGUCGUUAUGUUUUUCGGUUCAAUAGAUUCAAGAUGUUUUCUUAGACGUUUAAAUCAAUUUGUUAUGACAAAAUAUAUACUAUGGGUUUUUUUUUUUUUUUUUUAAUAUUUCGGUUACAGUUUUAGUGUAAGUUACUCAAUCCCCUGCUUUUGAUAUUAGAUAAUUAAAAUGCAUUUUUAUUUCACUUUAUGAAAUCAUCGAUAAUAAACGACAUGAUUUACCGCCCUAGUUUGAAAUGAUUUGCACUUUGUUAUUAAAAAAAAUUAUAUGAUUUUUUGGUAAAUUUAUAGGUAGGAUUUUACAAAUUUAUUGAUUGCUUCUUGUUGCUUUGACAAUAAUUUGUUACGAUGGUUUACCGGACGGUCUAACCAUAGGAAUAUAUUAUCAAUUAUACAAUAUAUUAUCCAUUUAGUCGGAAUUUGUAUUCAUUGAAAGUAUUAUGUAAUGUAAAAUAUUUAGUAUAUUUAGUAAAAAGUAGAUUUAUUAUUUUGUAUUAUAGAAAAUUAAUCAGAUGUAAAUAUGGCUUGAGGUUAGAUAGUUUUAUUAAUUAUAUUUAGAUGAAUAUUAUGAUAAGGUACGUUAUUUAUGUUUGGUGUUUACCUAUUGCAAUUUUUCCUAUAUUUAUAACACAAGGGGCCGUUUCAUGAUAAUAUUAUGAUUUAUAAUCUAUAUAACAUAUAUUAUAUAGGGUCACUUUACCGAAGCUAAAUUUUAAAGUUUUAAAAAUAGAGAUACAUAAACUUGACAAAUUUAUUCUAGCAUCAUAAUAUAUACCCAAAACAUAAUGCGAUUAACAAUAUUUUUAAGAUCUAAGUUGGAUCUACGUUAGUUUACUAUGGGUUAUUUCGCGAUGUUUUAUAAUGCUUCAAUAAACAGGCUAUACAACACAAAAAUUAAAACGGUUUCUGUUAUUAGCGCGUUAAAGCGUUAUUUCUAGAUUGAAUUGCAUAGUGAACACGAAUAAGAAAAUCAAAACACGACUUUUUAAAUUACAUCUGUCGAUUCAAACUUUGGCUAUCCUAACAAAUUAGCCCUGCACACAGAGAUAAGUUCAAUUAAACAUUGUUAUGUAUGUAUAUUUGUUUUGGUAGCGCAAUAUAUGCGUGGGUUUACAAAGCUUGCACAAAAGUGGGUUUUACAGAAACCAUAUAUUUUCUAUGUUAAUUGUAAUUGUUGAAUGCGAAUUGUAUGUAGUCAUUUUAAACAAAGCCAAACAACGCGACGCACGUCCGCGGUUGCGUUCAAAAUUACUACCAAUCACAAGACGCGUGGGUUUUGACCAUGCGUUUUGUGAUUGGUUGCGAUUAGUAAAAAUGUCUUAAAAGCUGAUUUCGUCUUAAAAGCUGCGCAAAAGUCAAAAAUCACGUAGGUCUUUUGUGUCGCUUCUAAAAUAUAAUAUAAGUUAUUGCAACAACGUCGAAUGAAUUGGGGUUUUGACGUAGCUUCAGUGUAAGUUGUAAACGAACGUCACAUCAACGUUUACUAAGUCUGCCAUUUUAUAAGAAGGACCAAAUGUCAUCAUUUUUAUAACUCCAUACAAAUUUGACAGAUUUACCAUACGUCAAAGUUCAGUUCGUAAACUCUUCAUAAAACUGGUCCUCUGUCACUUAUAAUCGUAACAUACUCUCACCAAAAAUCUAAACUCAACAUUGACAUUGUAUAAAGAGUUGUGAAAAUUUUUAGUAAUCGAUUUUCGCUGCAGCUAUUAUUUUCACGUCACAAAUUGUGGUUCAGUUUUUUACGAUUAUAAUUAGGAGAUAGGGCCCAUUGCGGUGUGGCAUAACGCAGUCUUUUUUUUAAUGAAUGUGUGUAAAUAGUAACAUAUUAUAGUAUAAAGAAGAAGCAAAUAUUUUAAGAUACGUAGGUAAAGGUGACUUUUUGUAACGCGAUUCAUAAAAAAUACAUGCGACUACGAAUGUUACCUAUAAUAUCUAUUGUGUUUCCUCCGAAAGAAGUACCUUUUGAUAUAUUUAAUAGUUAUGCAGCUGUACCGAAACAUUUUUUCGAAUAAGCAUAAAACUACUUGCUUUAUAAUAGAUUUGUUUAAUAAAUUAUUUAUCUCAUGAAACAUCGUAGGAUCUUUUACAAUCAGUCAAAUCAAAUAUCAAAAGAUAAUAUUGUUAGCUUAAUAAACUCGUCAGAAUAAUCGAUUUUAACACACGGCAAGUAUUAUUGGUAAUCCUAAAGACGCUUUUCGAUUCAUGAUGGUACUAUACUGUUGAAACUGCCAUAAGAUACUUCGUUCGUGAGAAAUACUAUAGGCAUGCUUGACUGAUUCUACGAUCGAAUCCUGUAUCAAUUCCUUUAUUAACAGUAAAUCCGGAUAUUUAAUAUUCGUUCGUACUUCCUGCAAUCCCAGUACAACUGUUUAUGCAUGGGGGGUCAAAAAGUUUAUUACAUUAUUUUCUCAAGCAUUAAUAAUUACGUGUCACAGUGCGUUCGACCUCACAGCAUAAAGAUUGUGCGUUUCAAACGAUAUGAUUAAUAAGCUGACACGAUAUGUAUCGUCAUUAGCAUCUCUUACUGGGAACAAACGGGCUACAACUGGAAAAUGUUUGUGUGAUGAACAUGAUUGUUUUUCAGUGUCUGGGUAUUUAUCUGUACCCAUAACACAAGCUACGCUUACUUUGGGGCUAGAUGGUGAUGUGUGUGUUGUGGUAGUAUAUUUAUUAUUUAUUACAUAGGUUACAAUAGUCAAACGUAACUUACUCGAUCGUCGAAUCUCAAUCUUGUCUAUGCGUAGGUAAAAAAAGUUAACGCGCCACGAAAGCUGAAGCUAGACUAUAAUGAAUGCAUGAAUGAAUGCACACCACAAAAAGAACAUAAAAUAAGAAAAGUAUAACAAAGCAACGUUAAUUUUCAACUUUCGUGGCGUGUGCCACAUAUGUAGGGAAAGGUGCCUAACGAUCUGUAAUUAGUUAAGUUUAGCGUUUAAAGGGGAAGCUGUGUACAUUCGCGUCGGGAGUUUAAUUUAUCUCAAUUGUAAUGAUUUAUAUGACAACGGUUAUGUGCAUAAUAAGGAUGUUGUAAAUAAUUUUGUAUGAAAGAAAAAUACAUUAUUAUCAUUAUUUA